AUGCUGGCACUGGAAGAGUAUGGACAACGGGUGUCCCCCCUUCGCGUGGCUGCUGUGUGCGUAUUCACGCCACUACCUCCACUGCUGUUGGUCGUUCUAGCUGGAUACAUGCCUCUACGUCCUGUAGCUGAAGGUCCCGACGCCAACUACGUCUUCUGGAUGCGGCACAUUUUAAUUCUUGGAUUCGCGGUUCUCAGCGGGUUGAUGCAAGCCAAAGCGUGGCUGGCGGAGCUCCACUUGACGAUCAAAACCAUUGUCAGUACCGCGCUGAGUGUUGCAGUUGUGACUACAGCUAUCGCGUUUAUUACGGCGAGGUUUUGGGUCUUCCCGCUGCCAUUCAUGAACGUGGUGCAAACCCCAGGGCUCGUUCUCAUUUCUACCAUUGCGGCGAGGGUCGUGUUAGGUGGAAACGCUCUUCAAAACGUCCCCGACGCUGAAUUCCACGUAAAUCGAUUCUUUUUGCUCAUCGUCGCGCAAGGCUCGCUCGCCACGAUCUACCCCGCCUACCAGGCGCUGUUUCUCGCCGUACCGUCGGUUGUUCAGCCGUAUCUGAUGGCUCUACUUACUCUCGUGAACAUUGCCAUGAAAAACGCCCUCGCUGCGUGUGGAGCGCACCUGGAAGAUCGACUACCGGAGGUUAUUGUGUUCACUAUCGACGUCUUCAGCUCCCUCUACUCGGCGCUUUGCAUGCGCAGUACGAACUCGCUCAAGAUGGUGGCGAUCGCCGUGUCACUCAACACAUUCGACAUGAUGCUGGCGCUGCACGGGAUGAACCGGAGAUCUCGAGUGGCUCUAGCGAAUCGCGCUGACCAACAGCUCCAGGCUAGAAGGCAGAAGCAGAGCGAUAGGGAGCUGGGGGUAAAGUCUAAAGAGUCUCAACAAGACUCACUUGGGUCACUGUUCAAGGCCACGCUCCAGCUCCUCCAGAUGCCCGGCCAACUUGACCCGGCCGAGUUGCGUCAGAUUUGUCUAUUAUCCUGCGCCGAGCACAAGGUAUCGGAAGAUAACAAGGCUCUACUCGAGGCACUCGCCGCUCGAUGUGUGUACAACAAUGAGCGACGGCCGACUGAGAUCCGAUCCAUGGCACAGCGAAAAUCCCGCUACUCAUCAACCGCAGUGAGUGGGCCGGACCUCAGUUUUGCGGUAGCAAUAAAACCGCCUUCACACUUCCUGCAGAGGCUACGAGCUGCAGUCUUACUGAUCUCAGAAGCAGGCAAACGCUUCAGUGUCCAGAUUGGGACUCGUCUAGGCAAUUCACUCGGGUUUCGGAUGGAUAGUAAGGAUCGA
Molecule: messenger RNA, 1287 nt
Organism: Phytophthora sojae
Lineage: Eukaryota; Oomycota; Peronosporomycetes; Peronosporales; Peronosporaceae
Exons: 1
Source: RefSeq, a predicted model, not a curated record